This is a messenger RNA of Onychostoma macrolepis, 1259 nucleotides long. RefSeq names its product myozenin-2. Gene Ontology annotation, cellular component: Z disc; actin cytoskeleton. NCBI's taxonomy places the organism in Eukaryota, Metazoa, Chordata, Actinopteri, Cypriniformes, Cyprinidae. The record is from RefSeq and is a predicted model, not a curated record. Bases 126 to 878 code for a protein of 250 amino acids. Gene Ontology annotation, molecular function: actin binding; FATZ binding; telethonin binding. The transcript has 6 exons.
AAAAAGAGGGUCCACAGUGUGUCUGGCUCACAUAAGCAUUUCUACCUCUGGACGGGAUACAUCAUCAAGACUGGCAUAAAGGCGAACCCGGGAUUUUAAAUUGGCUGGAUACUAUUAAUAUCACCAUGCCUGUGCCACACACUGACGUACCCAAGAAAGAGCAACAGGAGCUGUGUUCGGACACAGAUGGAGUAUGUUUGAACCUGGGGAAGAAGAUCAGUGUUCCUCGGGAUCUGAUGAUGGAGGAGCUCAAUCUGCUGUCCAACAGAGGAUCUAUAAUGUUCCACGAGAGACUCAAAAGAGUGGAGAGGUUCACCUUGGAGAAUAUAGCACAGAGACACCUCAAUCACUUAGAGGAAACACUUCAAGGCCAGAAUGCCAUGCAAGGAGAGAAAGGAAGUGAUUGCUUCACCUCUGAAAUCUACAUCAACCAGCCUGGAAAGAACAGCCUUGUCACCACACUAAAGCACACGGUUUCAAAGAAAGGAAACCCAAGUGUGCUUGCACCUGGUUAUGGGGGGCCUCUGAAAGAGGUUCCUCCAGAAAAGUUCAAUGUCACUGUGAUCCCCAAGGCUUACCAGUCACCCUGGGAGGAAAAACCCAUUGACAAUGAGACGCUGUUGGCUAACAUCAGUACUCAUCUGCCUGAGCCACCUUACAAACUCACCCCUGCCAACUACAAAUGCUUCAACAGAGCUCCUACACCGUUUGGUGGUACAGCAGGUACUGUGAGGGCUCUGCCGCUACCUGGCUUUGAGAUGCUGCAGGCUCACACAGAGCCACACCUGACCUGGGACAGGAUGUGCCAUCGGCCCAAUUUCAAUCGUACUCCACAGGGCUGGAGCAUCCAGUACACUGCAGAGUCUCCCGAUCUGUGAAGCUGGCAUACGCAACUAUUUUGCCAAACUACAAUUGAAGACAGGAUUUCUGAGGGAUGCCUAAAUUGCUACUGUGAAUUGUGAGCUGAGCCAUUGUGAGCCAUCAAAUACCAAUUUAAAAAGUUUACAUACAUGUUUACACAAUUGUUCACACAAUAUUUCAAAAUGUGAAGCUUCUUUAAUGUAACCACAAACUAGCCACCUGUACAUUUAAAAAAAAAAGCCUUAAAACCAAUUCGGGACAACACACUUCAUACUUUACAGAAAAAGGGGAAGAGAUGGACACUAGCACAAACUGUAAUAUGAAUCCUGGAAUAUUCUAGAGGUGUAGGACAAUAAAGUGUCAAACAAAUAAAGACUUCAGGUGGAUGAAAGAGUCAA